Molecule: messenger RNA, 1355 nt
Organism: Lottia gigantea (owl limpet)
Lineage: Eukaryota; Metazoa; Mollusca; Gastropoda; Lottiidae
Exons: 6
Coding region: 270-1355 (361 amino acids)
Cellular component (GO): endomembrane system
Molecular function (GO): acyltransferase activity
Source: RefSeq, a predicted model, not a curated record
CAAAUUAACUAAUUAUGACUCUUAAUCGGCAACAGAAGCCAUAAGAACGACGAUACACUAUCAAGAUAUUAUUUUGAUAGAUACUUAACUGAUUUUAAUUGCGAUCAAGGUGUCAGUUUUUCAAGAAAAAAUUCGAAGAAAAAAGAAGUGCCUGGAAUUUUUCAGCUGCUGGUUUUGUUUUGUGUUCUUCCUUGAACCCUUGGCCUUGAGUGGCCUUGGUUUAUUGUUUUAAAACAAUCUUUAUAUUGUCUCCAGCCUAUCCUAUCAAGAUGUUAAGGGAAAUAAUUCGAGGUGUUUUACGUCUGACAAUAUUUAUAGCCACCAAUUUCUACACAAUACCAUCCUUUCUGGUCUGGUUUAUUCUACUACAACCAUUGAGGGUUUUAGCCCCUGAUGUCUUCUGGAGACUAGAUGCUAUAUUGUUUAAAGGUCUGAUAGCUAUGGUGGCCACCUGGCAUUAUACUGGAGGAUAUAGAGUGAUAGAAGCAGGUGAUGAUUUGAGUAGUUUAGAAAAUGAAGAGACUGUAUUUAUGGUCAAUCAUCAAUCUACCAGUGAUACAACUCUAGUCAUGACAGCAUUAUUCGCUAAAAAUCUGGUGUCUGGUCAAGUGUUAUGGGUUAUGGAUAAGAUAUUUAAAUAUACUAAUUUUGGUUUGGUUUCAAUGUGUCGUGGAGAUUUCUUUAUUGCUCAGGGGAAAUCCACACGUCUAGGACAGUUAGAACAGUUUAAAAAACAUCUCAUUGAUGUUUAUUUACCCCGAAAAAAGAAAUGGAUCGUUCUCUUCCCCGAAGGUGGUUUUCUUCGAAAAAGGCUAGAAAGUAGCCAAGCGUAUGGUAAAAAGAAUGGUUAUCCAAUUUUAAAUCACUCCACUCUACCCCGUACAGGAGCUAUCAAAGUUAUUAUAGACACAAUAGGUGCUGUGGAUAUAGAUCAAGCUAAAUUAUUAGAAUCUCAUGCCAGACCAUUAAAAUGGAUUAUCGACGUAACACUUGGUUACCCUGAGGGUAAAGCUCUAGAUGCCCAUGGGUGUGCCAUUGGAUGGCACCCACCGACAGACUGUUAUUUACAUUAUCGAGCCUAUCCCGUCUCUGAAAUACCUCGUGAUUUAGAAGGACUAACAAAAUGGAUGUACGAACGUUACGCUGAAAAGGACAAAAUGCUAGAAAAUUUUUACAAAAGUGGUAAAUUUGAGGAGCCUGCGGAUGCUCCAAAGCGAGUGUUACCGCGAUGUCGGGAAGGUUUAUUAGAUGUUGAUAUUAUUCAGAUAAUUAUGUUUCAUGUAUUUUAUCUUGUAUCGACGUAUGUACACUAUGUUUAUAUUUUAUGCCCUAUUCUUUCUUUUAUUGGCUUAUAG